AUCGGAGAUUUGCAUAUAAAUAUCCUCAUGCAAGUAAUAGCACUUCCAGUUGGUGGAUAGUUUCAACGAGUGGACCUUAUCCACUACUGUAAAGGACUCUUCAAGCAUUUAAGUGAUAAUUGUAUUAAAUUUGUUUUUAGUAAUUUAAGCAUAUGAAUAUGAAAUCUCUUAUUGUGAUAAGUGCUUUAUUGGUGUGUGCUUACUGUGCUCCUCAAGGACCAGACGUCGAUCCAAUUCCGAUAAUUCGACAAGAACAAGAAGUGAAUCCGGAUGGAUCCUAUCGGUGGAGCUAUGAAACGGGCAAUGGGAUCGCUGCGGAAGAACAAGGUUUUCUGAAAAACGCUGGAUCAGAGCAGGAGGCACAGGUUGCCCAAGGAGAAUAUUCAUACACGGCACCAGACGGUCAGCUAAUCCGAGUGCAGUACAUAGCUGACGAAAAUGGGUUUCAACCGAUCGGUGAUCAUCUUCCCACGCCGCCUCCUAUCCCACCAGCGAUCCAACGGGCAUUGGAAUACCUGGCUAGUCAGCCACCGAGUGAUUCGCGGAGGUUCUAAAUUAAUGCCAUACCAUGAUUGUGUUUAUAUUUUUUAAAUUUACUUUAUUGUUAAAAUAAUUGGAUAAUAUCUGUCAUUAGUACUGAAUAAAUUAAAAAAAAAAAAAUAU
Molecule: messenger RNA, 663 nt
Organism: Armigeres subalbatus
Lineage: Eukaryota; Metazoa; Arthropoda; Insecta; Diptera; Culicidae
Product: endocuticle structural glycoprotein SgAbd-8-like
Exons: 3
Coding region: 153-554 (133 amino acids)
Cellular component (GO): chitin-based extracellular matrix
Molecular function (GO): structural constituent of chitin-based larval cuticle
Source: RefSeq, a predicted model, not a curated record